Linum tenue is the source of this 260-nucleotide messenger RNA. NCBI's taxonomy places the organism in Eukaryota, Viridiplantae, Streptophyta, Magnoliopsida, Malpighiales, Linaceae. The record is from the annotation of a GenBank genome assembly.
GGGUGAGAAACCCUAGAAGGAGAAGAGAUGCUCCCUUUCGAUCUUCAGACUUCACUCCCGGAGCAGAGGAAUUCCGGAAGGCCCCAUGCCCUAGUCUGCUACGGAUUCGGAAACCGACAACACAAAACAAACGGAAGCACAAAACCCAACAAACAUACAUGUUUCCUUUCUACAAAAGAAACUGAUCCCGAUUAUCCAGGCCUCACCAUUUCCUCUGCAUAAUUAGUUAAUUACCCUUUUGCAAAAAGAAUGAGUUAAAA